AUGACCGUUGUCACCGCCAACGGCAAUGCCGACGGGUUUCGCCGUCAACAGCCCCAGCAAGACAAUGUCGUCUCCAAAUACAACGUCGGUUGGCGGCGCGUCGUCAGACAUUUUAGUCCAUCAUGGUUCUCUGUGACAAUGGGCACUGGCAUUGUAGCCAUGCUACUCACAACCAUUCCCUACCAGAAUGCAUCUCUGUACUAUCUGUCCAUAAUAUUCUUCGUUCUCAACCUUGUUCUUUUUGCGACGGCUCUAGGUAUCUCCAUCCUGCGAUACGCACUGUACCCGGGGAUCUGGACUGUCAUGAUCCAAGACCCCACCAAUUCUCUUUUCCUGGCCACGAUGCCGAUGGGGUUUGCCACGCUUAUAGAGAUGUUAGUAUUCAUCUGCGUACCGCGGUGGGGGGAGUGGGCAAAAAGCCUUGCCUGGGCAUUGUGGAUCGUGGAUGCUGCGGCUGCCAUGUCUGUCACGUUGGGGCUUUCGUUUAUCUUGAUUUCUCAGAGUUAUAUAACAUCUCUGGAGCGGAUCACAGCGCUUCAAUUGCUCCCGAUUGCUGCUACGAUCGUGGCCGCAGGAACGGGAGCAGAAGUCGCCGAGAUCCUUCCCGAUGAGCACCGUGCCUUGGGAACCAUAUUGGUCUCGUACAUUCUCUGGGGAAUGGGUACUCCACUGGCAUUGACGAUCCUAGUGAUAUAUUAUCAGCGUCUGGCGGUACAUAAGCUACCUCCCAGGGAGAUGAUUGUAAGCUGCUUCUUACCUCUUGGACCCCUUGGGUUUGGAGGGUAUAGCAUUCUAUAUCUGGGAAAGGUAUCUCGGAUGCUCUUUCGUGACCACAUGGUCCUCGAUCCGGCCGCGGGCAGCAUCGCCUACGUCAUGGGCGUCCUUAUCUCACUGCUCAUGUGGAGUUUCGGUCUAAUCUGGCUCAUCCUCGCACUGGGAACGGUAUCCCACUGUACCCCAUUUCCUUUCAAUAUGGGCUGGUGGGGAUUCACAUUCCCACUCGGCGUAUAUUCAGCCAAUACGAUCCAGCUAGGGAAGGAGUUGGAUCUAGCCUUUUUCAAGGUUCUCGGGACGAUCUUCAGUUCGGCCGUGAUGAUUCUGUGGGUUGUUGUCGCCGCUCGAACGGCACUGGGAGCUUGGCGUGGAAACCUUUUCUAUGCACCUUGCCUGCGCAAUCUGAAGGAGAAGGACGAGGAUGGUGGCAGAGAGGGAGUAGUAUAUAGAGCCUGA
Messenger RNA from Monascus purpureus, 1230 nucleotides. The record is from the annotation of a GenBank genome assembly. Lineage: Eukaryota; Fungi; Ascomycota; Eurotiomycetes; Eurotiales; Aspergillaceae.